UCCUCAAACCCGUUCCCUGCCUUACACCUCUCUCUCUUCAUUUCUUUCUCCCUGAACUUCCAGCAUCUCAGCAAAUUCAAACUCUCCUGCGUGAGGGUGGCGGCGAUCGAGAGGUCACGUGAUGAGCAUCUUGCUGCCCAACAUGGCGGAAUUCGACACCAUCUCGGAACUGGAGGAGGAGGAAGAAGCAGCUACGUCCUCGUCCUCGUCGUCGCCGUCGUCGUCAUCGUCUGUAUCGGGGCUCGAGGAUGACGAGGGAGAUGAGGAGGAGGAAGAAGAGGAGGAAGAAGAGGAAGAGGAGAAGGAGCAAGAGGAGGAGACGCCGCCACCGCCUAGGGUAGUGAGCGAGGAGCACCUGCGGAGAUAUGCCCCCGACCCUGUACUGGUGCGGGGCGCCGGCCACAUCACCGUGUUUGGCUUGAGCAACAAGUUUGAUACUGAAUUUCCCUCCGUUCUAACAGGGAAGGUGGCCCCAGAAGAAUUUAAGACCAGCAUUGGCCGUGUGAAUGGGUGUUUGAAAAAGGCUCUCCCAGUCAAUGUGAAAUGGCUGCUGUGUGGUUGUCUCUGCUGUUGUUGUACUCUGGGUUGCAGCCUGUGGCCUGUUAUUUGUCUCAACAAAAGAACCAGAAGAUCAAUUCAGAAGUUAUUAGAGUGGGAAAAUAACAGAUUAUAUCACAAGCUUGCUUUACACUGGAAGUUGACUAAAAGGAAAUGUGAAACUAGCAAUAUGAUGGAGUAUGUAAUACUAAUAGAAUUCUUACCAAAAUAUCCCAUAUUCCGGCCUGACUGAGGAAUUUUAUUCAGUCACUUCUGUGUUACCUGUCAUUUCCUACCCUUAGUGCCUUGUAGAUGAUUUUGGAAUGAAGAUGGUCUCCUUUGCUGUGUUCAAUUUAUUCUUUAUAAUGGUAGAAUAUUUUCCUCACUCUUUUGUGUUGGUUUAAGAAGAAAAUUUGCACAUCUUUUUUUGUUGUUAAAUGAGGCUUGUGUUUUCCACUCUCCAUUUUUAAAUAAAUAUACACAUAUAUGUGUAUAUGUAGUUGCCAUUAAAGAUUAAACAUUAGUGCUGGCGUUUAAAAAAAAAA
This is a messenger RNA of Myotis lucifugus (little brown bat), 1082 nucleotides long. It is a transcript of the gene CHIC1, whose product is annotated as cysteine rich hydrophobic domain 1. Bases 122 to 790 code for a protein of 222 amino acids. NCBI's taxonomy places the organism in Eukaryota, Metazoa, Chordata, Mammalia, Chiroptera, Vespertilionidae. The record is from RefSeq and is a predicted model, not a curated record. The transcript is spliced from 6 exons.